AUGGCCGACAACGUGGGCCUCACUACCCCAAGAGGAAGUGGCACCUCUGGCUACGUGCAGAAAAACCGGUCGCUCCUCAGACCACGCGACAAGAUGCAGCCAUAUCCAAAGGAAUGGGACCAGGCCAAGCACCGCCCCAGACAGCCAGACGCCGAGAUCCUCGAGCACGAAGCGAAGCGCGAAAUCGAAGUCAAGGUCCUGGAGCUGCGCGACAAGCUCGAGGAAGAGGGCGUCGACGAGGAUGAAAUCGACGACCAGUGUGAGGGGCUGCGUCGCAAGCUGGACCAGGAACGCAAAGACGGCAAAGACAUGGGCCCCAACGCAAAACGGCUCAAAUCGCAUCAGGUACACGACCUGGCCAAAGCCAAGAUGGAAGAGAGCGAGAGGCUGCGCAAAGCGCUGGGCAUCAGUGAAGACUACGAGGAAGGCAGCCACUGGAGGAAACAAGAGGAGAGAAUGCGCGAGAGUCUUGCCAAGAGAGAGGCUGAAGAUGAAGAGAAGCUGGACAAGGCCAAGGAGGCCCGGCGCUACCAGGAACAUGAUUCGGAAUAAGGCCUUUGCCGCUUCGUUUUUCACCAAAGCACGCGUAUAUCUGCGGCAUGCGAGAUGCAUUGGCGCCGGACUUCAAGUCUUGAUCUAGCGGCUGUGGCUGCUGUCUGGCCACAACCCAAACCCAGUAAUGCGCUAGUGUGGGAGGCCCAAAUAGAUGGUUGCAAGGGCCCACGAUGCCAAAUUCAUGUAAAGGCUGGGCACGAGCAGAAGACUGCCAGAAUAUCCACACGACAGUCGUCCUCCCCGCCCCUCGUUUGCCGCAUUCCGACCAGCCAACAUGUCUGUGGCGUUUGUCUGCUAAUUGUGCAUUGGUAUUCGUGGUGUCUAUGCGACGCCAUGUCAUACUCUAUAACUCGAAUCAGCUACCGCAUGUCGUUCUUCACUAUCAAGUCGACUGUUAUGGAUUGAAGGGGAC
This is a messenger RNA of Exserohilum turcica Et28A, 967 nucleotides long. RefSeq lists its product as uncharacterized. Lineage: Eukaryota; Fungi; Ascomycota; Dothideomycetes; Pleosporales; Pleosporaceae. The coding region runs from base 1 to 552 and encodes 183 amino acids. The transcript has 2 exons. The record is from RefSeq and is a predicted model, not a curated record.